CAGUUGACAGUAACAUUUUGUAGGAAUGAAAAGUAAGGUUAUGUUAUGGUUUAACUAAAAUAUAAUUUUAUUUUUUAGAAAUUCUAACAUAAACUCAACAAAAUAAGUAUUAUUUAUAAAGGAUAUUAGUGUUAAUUGAAAUGUAUUCCAAUAUCGUUUUAUCGAGACAAUGGGCCCGCCUGGCUUGUGUUUGCCGAUACAUGUCAACUAUAGAAGGCCAGAAGCUUCCGCAGGCUGCUAGAUCAAGUGAUGGAAUUUCACCACCUCCGCGAAUCGCCAGAAGUCCCACCGAUAUUUUGCAGGCUUUAGCCGCUACCGUUGGCACUGACCCUUCUGCAGCACAUUAUAAAUAUCAUGAUGAUCCAUAUUUAAUACCUCAGUCAAAUUAUCGCAAGAGAUCUUAUGCUCUAUCAGCGGAGGCCGGAAGGAAAGCUGCUGCAUGGAUUAGAGAUGAGCAUGCAGAAUUGUUUACUAUGAGGGAAUGGGAUCCACCCAUGAAGAUGAAGACGCCAUACUUUAAUGCUGAUCCUCAGAUAGAAGCAUUUGCUCCUAAACCUAUUUAUAAUGAUGAAAGUAAGGUGACAGAAGAAGACUUGAGGUAUACAAUACAAAAUGCACUUCUAGAAGAUGCUAUUAAAGUAUUUGAGCUUCUUGGUGGGGUAGACAAUUUGAAUGAUGAGUUGAAGUUGUCUCUGCUGCAAUUGUUGUGCUUUUACAAUGAGAAGGAACCAGUCUCUUUGGAGUGGUUGGAGGAAAGAUGGUUCUCCGCUGCCACAAGGGAAAGACAAUCUACAACAUGGAAAUUAGGUGGGCUUGCUGAUAAAAUUUUCACAGCCAUGGAACCUAAGACGUCUGAAGCGUACUCCGCCAUAAUACAGGGAAUGGCUAAAUAUUAUCAAGCAGAAAGAGCCCAUGUUUUGGCCCAAGAAGCAAGAGAACAAGGCAUACCGUUGUCUACCACUGUUUAUAACUCUCUAUUGGGUUGUGUGGGAUUCCUUAAAGAAGGAGUCACUCUACGAGUUGAGGCACUAAAAAGUAUAUUGAAUGAAAUGAAUGAACAGGGAUUAUCACCAAACUCCGAGACCCUGUCCGCGUGUCUGAGGUCCAUAUCCUCGUGGGGCAGUGGCAAGGCGCUGCAGACAGUGGCCUUGCAGGUGGUGGCCGAGUGCAGGCAGUUGGGCAUCGCGCCCAGCCUCUCCGCUUAUUACUAUCUGCUGUGCUUGUUUUGCAAAGAACAGGGUCCACGUAUCGACAUCCUCACCAACAUUAUAGCAGACCUUGAGAAUAGGGAGUCAAUAGAAGCCACCCAAGCGACUGACACGAACUUCUUCAUCACUGCCAUGGGAGUUUGCAGUGACCAUUUACAGGAUGUAAAUCUAGCAGAACGUGUGCACGCUCUACUGAUGAAGGGCGACAACUAUAAGUUGGUAGGAGACGCGUAUAAGGAAAGCAUUUACUACCGGCACCUUGUCACCGUUACUUGCAAAUAUGCGCCAUUCGAGAAGACAACACAAUUGCUUGACACUCUAGUGCCCAACAUUUAUGUUCCAGAACCUUCUGUAAUGGAGGAGAUAAUAAGGACACUAGAAGUCGGAGGGGCAGGAGAUAGACUGGCAGACGCGUGGUCUCAACUGGUGGUGUUUGGACAUGCGAAGAGAACCAAACUUGUGGAGAAACUGCUCUCCGCCUUGUGCAACUGUUACACAUAUCAAGAUGACGAAGUGAAAGCUAAGAUACGUCAAGCAGCCGCAGAUAUCCUGAAAUUUGGACAACUCAUGGAGGAACGGGAAGAGAAUGAAGACCGCCGCUCGCCGACUCAAAAAUUGUCAGCAAGCGCUCUGUCAAACAUAGUGGAGCUAUGUUCGGACACGCAAGACAAGUUGGACCCCAACUGGAGUACGGUGGAGAACGCGGUACAGCGGCUAAGGGACGAGCAAGCCGCCGGAGUACCCGCCAGACCACAGAUACUGGCAGAUCUCGCACAGAAAGCUGCAACUGUUGGGAAACCUGAGUUGGCUGCUCUCGCUGUAACCUACUUAGCGGAAUGUGGGUUCGAAGAAGCUACUGCAGCCAGCGUACAAACGUUAGGCGUGAUGCUGAACCGACCUGUCGAGGAGGUGGAGACGUUACUACAAGAGCAGAAGGCAUCCCUCGCCACUUCUCUCCACCCUUCAGCGUUGGCAGUAGCUCAGGCGUACCACAUAGCCAAAACUGGAGCGCCUUUGCACGAAUCGGAGUCGUCGUCAGCAAGUUCGGAGAGCGACAGUGAAUCGUCAUCCGACGAUGAAUAGUCGAUACGUUAGUGAUAUUACUUAGUAUUAAUAAAUUGCAUUUAGUUAUAAA
Messenger RNA from Bicyclus anynana (squinting bush brown), 2343 nucleotides. RefSeq names its product protein PTCD3 homolog, mitochondrial. NCBI's taxonomy places the organism in Eukaryota, Metazoa, Arthropoda, Insecta, Lepidoptera, Nymphalidae. The transcript has 15 exons. Bases 141 to 2291 code for a protein of 716 amino acids. Gene Ontology annotation, molecular function: rRNA binding; ribosomal small subunit binding; protein binding. Gene Ontology annotation, biological process: mitochondrial translation. Gene Ontology annotation, cellular component: mitochondrion. The record is from RefSeq and is a predicted model, not a curated record.